UUCAGAACGAACGGCUGCACAUCACGAUCUCGUGAGGAGGAAACGAAGGAUGGGAGGCUGGUUAAGAGUGGGUGAAAACGGGCGGCAGAGAAGCGAUUUGACACAGCAUGCAGCAUGCAAGAAGAUGGAAGAUAGACUUUCUGAGGCCAGUUCAAGUUGCUAAUAGUAGCAACAUCAGGGAUCGCGGGAAGGAGAAGGCGGGAGGAGGGUGUUGAACUUCAAGGUGUUGGAGAGGUCGGUGCCGUAGUCCAUGCAUGUUUCAAGGAAGAGCAUGGAACAGUACUGCAAUAGUAAUAGUGGUGCAGCAGUAGUAGGCAGACAAAGCUGCUUCAAGUUCUGGUGCAGACCUACUCCUGCACCUACGCUCAACAUGCAGCAUUUCGUCUUAGCAGGCGUAUGCAUCGUCACACAAGCUGGAGGUAAACAUUGCGUAGCCCGGGGAGCGAAGCACCCGCCGCAAGCCACUUUCCACUCUUUCGACCAACCGUGGCCAUCUGAAGGUUCCAAAAGCCAACUUUGUACCACUCCAAAGCAGGCCUCAGCCACCGCUAAUUCUGCCGCUGCGGGCGAAGCGAAAGUGUGCUUGCUCCUUACAGGCCGUUCACGCCACAGUACGCUUGCUUCAGGCUGCGGAGAUGCCCUGCUUAGUGCCGUCGCUACCACAGUGCACCACUGGAUUGAAGCGACAAGAAAGAGGUCCGGCGGCGAAUUGAAGGGAGUCCGAUGAACUUGAAGCGACAUUGAUCGCCCUUCGGCUGCGCUCUAUCCUUCCACGUCGGACAUGGCAUCGCAGGCUGCCAGUCGAUCCGUACGAUUACCGCAGUCAAUCAUCCUACCUAGGUAUUCACGGCCAUACGCCGAGUCCAGGCCUUCUCAACGACAUUAACCGUCGCUGCACGUCGCACGUCAGAUCGUGGUUAAAUCGACAGAAGAGAACUUGCGGGGGGCUGGGACAAGGAUAGAGAUGCUGGUUUUGACAUUUCCGACUGUCACUGCUGACGGAUCACGAACAGGCGGGAAAAGACUACAAUCUGGUCCAAGCCACAGUGUCUCCGGAAUCCUCCAUUCCGUGCACAUGCACGAGUCCUUCUACACGGCAGGCGGGCGUCGCAAGCUGCAUGUCUGCAUUGACCAACGUCAUGUGUCGUGAAUACGGGAUCAAAUGGCCGGCCCGCAGCCCACAUAAUUGAGCGAUCAUUCCAGGCAAAGGUCUACGAUCAUCUUGCAAUGUACAAAUAAGCAGAUGGAAAAAAGCUAGACAUGAGAAGGAAAGAGCAAGGAGAACAUAUCACGACAGUUUUGAGGAGAAUUAAUAUCAUUAGGUAUACAUAGUAGCACAGCUGCUAUGUAUGAUUAAGAGGAUGGCUUGUGAGCCCCCCAUGUCGGAGACCAGCCAUAUUCCUCUGAUGUUAUCCCCCUAUGAUCUAUAUGCGAGGUUCGAUCCCAAGAACGCCAGAUCAUGCAAGUCGUGAGUAUGAGUAGCAGAUCAGAACAAAUGGUGUCUCAUGAUGUUCCGUUAUGAUGCCGCAUUCCAGCCACCUCAUUAUAGCGUUUUACUCAACAGUGAUCCGCUUGGUUUGAGGGGCUGGAGCCUUAGGCACGUGGAUGGUCAGGACACCAUUCCUCAAGGACGCCUUGACCGCGUCUUGGUUCACACGUGCCGGGAAGGUGAAAGUGCGAGCGAACUCUCCAAUCGAGCGCUCCGAGAUCCAGUAGUGAUGUUGCGGGCGAGCAUCUUUGGCGACCUCGGAUGAUUGUUGCUGCGAGGUCACUUCCUUGCCCUCCUCCUUGGCUUUGGCUUCCUCCUCCUCUUCAACCGUGGGCUUGCGCGGUGGCUUGGUGUCUUUCUUGUCGGUUUGUUCUGAUGGAGGAGUUCCGGACUCGGAAUGGCGUUCUACCCGGCCUUUCACGGUCAAGGUGUAUUCGUCGGUGAAUUCGAUGUUGAUGUCCUUCUGGUCGACACCGGGGAGCUCGCCCUCUAGAGUGUAGCCUUCAUCGGUCUCCUUGACGUCAAAGGCAGGCUUGAAGUGGUUCAAAGUCUGGGGUUGGGCCUUUGCGACUUCGUUGAGCGAGUCGUCCAAAAGGCUGAAGAUGGGUGCAAGUUCCGCUCCCCGCCGGUUGGGGCCGACGCGGACUGGGGCAAAUGCGAUUCUGGGGAACAGCGACAUGUUUCUGGUAGUUGUUGCGCGAGGAAUUUGUGGUUUGAUGAUUUUAGAUGCGCGAGGGAUGAUUCGGCUUCGUGCUGGAUUCAUAAGAAUUUUUUUGUUCUUGUUGCUUGUCGAACGGAAACAGAAGAGACUGUCAACCCAGGAUUUAUAGCUGUUGAUGUUGCCUGAUGGAAGCUGCUGGACGCUCACCGGUGGAUGAGCAAAGCAGGAUAUAAUGACAUUGCUAGACAGUUCUGGGGCACGCAAGCGUUGUCGUGCCUGUUGCUGGAAUCGCCCGGAAGUGGCGUGUUUCCUCCGCG
Messenger RNA from Exophiala dermatitidis NIH/UT8656, 2467 nucleotides. RefSeq lists its product as uncharacterized. The record is from RefSeq and is a predicted model, not a curated record. NCBI's taxonomy places the organism in Eukaryota, Fungi, Ascomycota, Eurotiomycetes, Chaetothyriales, Herpotrichiellaceae. The coding region runs from base 251 to 727 and encodes 158 amino acids. The transcript has a single exon.